Molecule: messenger RNA, 1856 nt
Organism: Pungitius pungitius (ninespine stickleback)
Lineage: Eukaryota; Metazoa; Chordata; Actinopteri; Perciformes; Gasterosteidae
Product: phospholipid phosphatase 3-like
Exons: 6
Coding region: 200-1171 (323 amino acids)
Biological process (GO): phospholipid dephosphorylation; phospholipid metabolic process; signal transduction
Cellular component (GO): plasma membrane
Molecular function (GO): phosphatidate phosphatase activity
Source: RefSeq, a predicted model, not a curated record
GAGAGAGAGAGAGAGAGAGAUGGAGUUCCCCGCUCCACCGCGGUCCAAAUCUUCAGCGCGUCCUGCAACGAGUCAGGGCAACUCCUGCAGAAUGUGUAAUGACAUUCCAAAUGCUUAAAAAAGACACCAUAAAUACUGUGUCGACUCGUGCAAGCACUUGAGCUGCAGUGAGUGUUUGAUUUACUCGGAGCCACCCGUCAUGUUGGAUAAAUUGGGGUCUCAGUGCGCCGGUGUGGUGGUCUCCAGCGCGGACCUCCAGCUCAAACUGACGGACAACAGGAGCAGCCUGGGGAUGGAGAGCGGCACAGGGAAGAAACUCCUGGAGGUCACCGGUCCGGCUUUAUCCAAAAGAAAACUUCUGAUCGGUUUAGAUCUCUUCUGCCUCUGCCUGGCCUCCAUCCCUUUCUUUGCGUGUGAGCUGAAGGCAAUGAGUCCGUACAGGAGGGGCUUCAUGUGCGGGGACCCCAGCAUCGCCUACCCCUACGUGCAGCGAGAGGCCAUACCGGACGAACUACUCAUCGCGGGAGGCGUCAUCAUCACAGGCCUCACCAUCGCCCUCGGGGAGUGCUACCGAGUGCGUUUCAGAGGCGUCAGCUCCAAGGCGUUUGUGAGGAACCUGUACGUGUCCUGUCUGUACAAGGAGCUGGGCUGCUUCCUGUUCGGCUCCUGUGUCGGCCAAUCACUGACCAACAUGGCCAAGCUGAGUGUGGGGCGGCUGCGACCGCACUUCCUGUCUGUGUGCGGCGUCACCUAUGCGUCCCUUAACUGCACACCUGGAACCUACGUGGCAAAAGUGACGUGCCGCGAGCCCGACCACCGGCUGGAGGAGGAGGCCAGGAAGUCCUUCUUCUCUGGUCACGCCUCCUUCGCGAUGUACACAAUGCUCUAUUUAGCAUUUUACCUUCAGGCUCGGUUGACAUGGCGUGGGGCUCGGCUGCUGAGGCCGGCCCUGCAGUUCUUCCUGGUUCUGCUGGCGGUCUACACUGGUCUGACCCGCAUCUCGGACCACAGGCACCACCCGUCCGACGUGCUAACAGGCUACAUACAGGGAGCCCUCACGGCCUAUUGGGUGGCCUUCCACAUCUCGUCCAUGUUUAAAAGCUCAUGUGCCGAUCUGUCUCCGACUGAGACCCCGGAGAGCCCCUUGUCGCCGCACCACACCGUCUGCUAGACCUCGCUCCCACCGACCCCUCUGGGUUCACCUCGGAAAGACAAGAAGUUUGAAGAAUGCGAGACCAUUUCCUGUGAAGUCCAACCCGGGAGCUCAGGACGUGGACAGGCUGAGAGGCAGAGUGGAGCCUGUGAGACACUGCAGGCCACUCAAAGGACAAAGGGGGGGGGGGGUGCUGUGAAGGACACUGAAAGCCUGAUCUUUUGUCCAUGUGGUUGACCUUAGCUUCACAUUUGAUACUUACCUGUGAGAUGGGACGACAGCCACCACUACCACACCACACCUGUAAAUAUAUAUGCAGAUUUUGUACAUUUUGAAUUAUACUGUAAAAGCACUUUUUGUUAGUAUUAUCAGUUAACACUUUGUAAUAAUUUUCUACAUAGCUUGUAAUAUAUUUUAUACAAACAGUGGAUAUAAGUUGUACUGUAGCUUUUUUUUUUUUUACAUAAACCCAGUGAAUGUAACGGUGUUGAAGGACUAAGAGGCACAAUUAGCGAGAAAGCAACUCAUUUCAUGUAGUUGUGUAACUUCGAUGUGGUUUGUCUGUUAGUGUUUGCAUUCAGUGUGUUGUUGUGUGACUCGGUGGACGUCUACACAAUAGACAGCUCUCAAACGUCUCCAUAAUGCUACUUGUCACUCCAAAAGCACACAGGUCAUUAAAUAAAAAUGUCAUUUUUUUAAAUAA